CGCGCCGUCAGUGGUUCGCUGAUGGGCCCGCGGGUCGCGGCAGGCACCAGCAGGCGAUAGUUGGGGUUUGCGGCGAGGCGACUCCGCUGGUUCGAGUCAACGGCGCUGGGGUCAAAUCGGUACGGGACCGUGGUGGCACGAUGAUGUUGAGGAGCUCAGUCGAAGACCCUGCAUCUCACAACGCUCGGCAAGAGUCGUUUUUGACACUCGACAUUGUCCGUGCCUGUGCUCGGAGACAAGCCGUGCGACUGACGUGACGCAAUGGGCUCAAACAUCGAAGCGGAGCUUGUUGAUGGAGAAUACGAACAGGACGACGCAUUCGGAUCCCAGAAUCGCGCCGAUGGCCCAGGGAGCGAGGAAACACCAGCAUGCCAGUCCUGUCGCAAAAAGAAGUCAAAAUGCUCCAGGCAACAGCCGUGCUCACAAUGCGUCAAGUCCGGUGUCGAGUGCACAUACGAGGACAAACGCCUCAAGGGCGGCAUCAAGACUGGUGUAGUGGAGCGCCUCAACCAGCGGAUAGACGCGCUGGAGAGCAUGUUCCUCGGCCAAGGCAUCUUGAUGCAGCAGUUCAUGGACGCCGGUCGGAGUCGUGUCGGGCCACCGACUUCCCCCGGCCGGUCGAACAGCGAGGGGGAACACCCGACGAUACUGCGCAUGCACACGGACCGCUUGAAACAAGCGCUGCAGUCGGCGGCGGCAAAUGCGGAUUCAGAUCACGACGGCCAAGGGGGCGGUCGACUCCCCGAGCUUGGAACAAAGCGGAAGCGAAGCUUCGAAGCGUACGCAGCGCCGAAGCGUAUCCACACAACGUCGACGGAGGAUUUGUGCUCUCUGAACCCGCUUCCGAAGCAGGUUGAUGACACCCUGACGACGUACUUCAAAGUGGUGCAUCCAUGGCUGCCGGUCCUUCAUCCGUCGACGUUCCUUCGGCGAGCGCGUGACCCGAACCGGUCCGAUGGCGUCACCCUCAUCAUCCGCGCUAUAGUCGCCGUAGCUGCCAAGCACGUGGUCAAGACCGACGCGGAGGAAGUGAGUGAUCUGAGCGAAUACGCUGAAGUCUGUCGCCAAGGGGUGACCUCUACAGCGACAGAGGCAAACUCGAUUGAGGCUGUUCAGGCCUUGCUGCUCAUCACGUUCGACACUCUUGGAAGUGGAAGGAGUUCGUCGCCGUGGUCUCUCAUUUCUCUCGUCACGCGCAAGGUCGAGGACCUGCAGCUCAAUGCUGAAGACUCGGCGAGAGGAGACUCCUUUGCGGAGUUCUUCAUGACGAGCCCCCCUGUACUACAGCCAGCAACUACGUGGCUUGAGACCGAAGAGCGGAGGAGAGUGUUCUGGGCGGCUUUUUUGAUGGAUCGCUUCUGCAGCAUCAUGACGAGCACCGCUCCGGCAAUAUCCAGCAAAAGCAUUCGAAGACGCCUGCCAUGUGACGGGUGCAUGUGGGAGUCCGAUCAAUGCGUUGAGACCUCGUAUUUCAAGCUGGACGACCAGCCGCAGGUGGAGGAUAGCGCGGCACCGGAAGAGACAUCGCCAUUCCCGCCCCCGUAUGCGACAAAAGAAGGACCAAACGGUGUUGGUGGUCUUGCAUAUACCAUCGAAGCGACCGAGUCCUUGUCUCUCAUCACCAAGUUUAAUCUGCGUCACUCGUUGGAGCACGGGGAUGCCAAUCGACUGUCGGCAUGGUUGACCCGCUUCCGCCAACUCGACUCGCGUCUGCUGCAAUGGGAACUGUGUUUGACGCACCGAUGGCGGGAUGUCCGAGUCGUAAACGGCUACAUCGAUCCGAAUCUGACGUUGGCACACAUGACGCACAACGCCGCCAUCAUCAUGCUGCAUCGUAGACUCGCUCACCCCCCGCCGCAGUCCAAGGCAUGGCUUUCGGGGCUCGUCUCGGCAGCGUCAAAGGAGGCAUGUGUCAUGGCGGCGAUGAAGAUUGACAAGAUCUCGCGACGAUAUCUAGCUGUGAGUGAGGGAAUAGCUCCUCAUCAAUUUACCUUUUGCCUGUUUGUCGCCGGGCAAGUAUUACUAGCGCAAGCGUCCUACUACGCCGUACGACCUCCUGAUGAAGUCAGCUCUAUCAUUUCGUCCUUGAAUGAAGUAUCUCGACGCCUGUCGGCCGACUCUCAAGCUAAUAACAUCUGUCCGGAGAGCCCGGCGACGAAGCUCGCCAGAGCGCUUGCCGAACAAAGAGACCGAGACCUCCCGUCAUACCAAGCCGAGCCGUCGGCAUCGAGGCCGCCGCAGCAAACACCAUUCCCCGACUUCUACAACAUAUCAAGCGCAGCCGAUAUCCCAAGUGUGCUGCAACACUGUGCGACGUCCCCAUCCAGCGGCAUUAGCCCGGGUGGGAUCGCGUCCUUUGGCGCCGAUAGUAUCAACGCGCUUGGCGAGAAUGUUGUCGACUUUGCGCAGUCAUUGCUGCCGGCUUCUCGUACCGGUGGCUGGCCGAUGACCGUGGCUGCAAGUGGUCGCUCAGCGGCCGCUGAGGGAACAGAGAUGGUUGUCGGCUCCGGGGCCAAAGAUUUCGACUUUUUCGCCGAGCUGAGGAGACUUGAAAGCCGGGCAAAAGAAUACGACAAGCGACCUAAUCGAGAUGGUGAAGUGGCUCAGCGUAAAGGGGCGCAGGACUCUAGCUGAAGUAUGCUCUGGUCGUGCCGAAAUUCUUCACGAAGUCAUGCCUGAAUUUACGAACUUCUGGAUUCCUGAAAAUGGACAUGGACGAACACGCAAACGCUUUAUCUAGCCCCAUUGACGCUGCAAUACUUAGAUGCCCGGCCCCUCAUAGGCACCGCGAUUGGGCUUCUCUGUUGCCGAGACGGCGUUCCCAUAAUAGUCCCUUCCACCAUUAUCGGCAACGAUAGCGCCAUUGUGCAAGGCCGGUGACGUCUUCUUGAGUUGGUAGCCGCCGACUGAAUCCAGGGUGUUGCCUCCCUUGCCUGGGUCAACAAAGAAUGGGUUUCCGGCGAUGCCAUUGUUGGUUGGACGGGCGACAUCUUGGAAGACAUUCCACUCCCAGCUUAUCCCACCGCGUGUGGGCAGCGUCGAUUUGCUGUUGCCGACAAAGAUGUUGUUUGUAAAGUGCGUCGUCGGGGGCACUUCAAUCUCAAAGUCUUUAUCCGCGCAAUACAUGACAUUCUGG
Molecule: messenger RNA, 3136 nt
Organism: Purpureocillium takamizusanense
Lineage: Eukaryota; Fungi; Ascomycota; Sordariomycetes; Hypocreales; Ophiocordycipitaceae
Exons: 7
Coding region: 262-2634 (790 amino acids)
Biological process (GO): DNA-templated transcription; regulation of DNA-templated transcription
Cellular component (GO): nucleus
Molecular function (GO): zinc ion binding; DNA-binding transcription factor activity, RNA polymerase II-specific; DNA binding
Source: RefSeq, a predicted model, not a curated record